AUAGACUUGCAUGUUGAAGGGAAUCGCGUCGUUUCGGCCAUGACCUUGUAAUGGGUGGCGUCCUUCACCAAACGAAACCGAUGGAGGUUGUGCCGAGCCCGUUUGGCUAAAACUUCACCAAUGACACAGAUUCACCAACAUCCAAUUGAAACCGAGGAUACCCAUCAAGAGGUUUCUAUCCACUCAGACAUUAACACCCACCGUGAAGCUUCCACCAACCCAAACUUCUACAUCAACCCAGAGGUUUCCACACACCAGACGUCUACAUCCACCCAGAGGUUUCCACACACCCAGACGUCUCCAUCCACCCAGAGGUUUCCAUUAUCGCCACCCACCGCUGUUGAAUAUCCAUGCGGUAUAUGUGGUGAAGAAUCAGAGAACACCGCAUACAUUGCUUGCGACAAAUGCAAUGACUGGUUUCACAUUUCUUGUGAAUGUCUGCGCUCUUCUGACUUCAAGUUUUUAACCAGCAUAGACUUACCAUAGAACUGUAGCAAUUGUAAUUUAAAUCCUGACGGAAGCUUUGAUUUUGAGUCAUCCCUGGAGAGAUUAUCGAUGCUCCGAAAUGAUGCAAAAAGCUAUGUGAUUCUGCACGAUUGGAAUCAAUAUUUCUGUGAAAGCAACCUCAGUUCCAAUGCGAAGAUUCCUUGUUACAUUCAUCGACUGGGCUCUGAGCAGAGAUGAAGAUGCAAUGUCUUUGCUGGGGAGCAACUGGGCUGGUCUUGUUCCAGUUGCUGUAGAGGAAAUGGAAAAUGUCUGUAUAACGCUAUAUCAGUCGCCGGGUCAUGGAGAUUAUGCUACAGAGCUUCACCUCCGCUCCGCAAAUGAGCUAAUUCAAAACAAAAAGUAUUACGUAGAACAACACAAAGAAGCUGAUCAUGCGCUGUGCUGUGAAAGCAUAGAUAAGUCCAUCAAUGAUUGCACCAUCAAUCACUCUUUUUUAUCUGUUUGGUCUAUGCACGCAGCAUGCUCAGUCAUAGGGAAGUCUGACAACUCCGUAUAUCCUAUUGUGAAUGGGCCUUUGGACAAUUGCGUAGUCAUCCUCAACAGACUAAAAAGUUCAAGGCAACUAAUCACGAUCAUGUGGAGUGGACCCACACGUGGGACCGGAACAUGGACACCAAAUCAUUUCCUCCCAAUGUUGGGAUCAAGCUGUAUUCGAGCAAACACGGUUGACACUGACAAUGAAGAAGAAAUUCCUCCACUUAGCCCAGUGUCAUCUUUUUCACAAACAAAAUGCUGUGAUGACAAAGUAACACAAAAAGAACAUACAAAUGACAUCCAUGCACAGUCAAACAAGGAUACCAUUAAUGAAACACAUUGUAUCGACAACUCGGAGAUGACGCCACCAGACGAUUCACAGUUUUUGAACGCAACAUCUCUAGAUGAUGUAUACCAGCCGGACAAAACCCCCGAUAAAAAUUCUUAAUCUGUAAAAUUUCUGUCAUUGGACCAGCAAAUUGAAAUUUUGAAGGAUCAGAAUACAUUUACCAAAGUUGCAGACAUUCCUGUUUCCAAAAGGCGUCAAGGAAAAUGUAUUCUUUGUUUUUGAUUAUAAAUACAAUGCAAAGAGAAGGACAGACGACAAAAAUCCAUCAUAUCCGGAUGACUGCAGUGCUUGGAAACAGUGAAAAACCAUAACAAAACUAGAGUUCUUCCUCAAGACGCAACUUGGCUACAAAACCGUCAGACGUGAGAAAUCUGGAUUACAUCUCAGACAGCUGAAAGGAAAGAAAAUCCCACUUGCACCACAGCCUAGCGAAGAUCAGAUUCUUUUGGUGAAAAGAUAGUAUUCCACUCUCGCCAGGGAAGAAAAAUACAGAAAAAGAGUCACGUGGUUUGAAAACCAAACUUUCCUGGAAACAGCUUCCGUGGAGUACAUUGGGGCUUAUUCUGUCAAUCGCCCUUGCAUCCACGGCAACCCAAGAACAACAUUCCAUACCAACGUCCAAAUAUACAACAGAAGGAGUUAAUACAAUCUAGCCUAAACAAGAACCAACCGCCAAGAGAUAUAAAAAAUGAGGUUUGACAUAACAUUCCAGAUGACCCAAUGUCGCUGAAAACUGCCAGAAAUGUGAAGUACAAUUAUGAAAAGAAAAAGCAUUCUCAAAAUAAACAGAACUUGGCCGACGAGGUAAUAACAGUGUCAAACAAGAAAUAUGAAGAUGUCUCCUUUGUUAAAGAAGUUUUGACUUCAACAAACAACAAACCACCAAAUGUAAUAUUAUCCUCAGAGGAACAUAUGAUGUCCAUGCGUAGCUCCAUCAUUAAUGCAUUAUUGGAACUGACAGAACAUUUAACGGUGGUUCUUGCUACCUGACCGUGACGACAUUCAAAAACAAAAAUAUAGUGAAGAACGAAAGUAACGAAUCUCCCAUAAUGUUUGGAUCCAUGUACCUACAUUGGCAUGGAAUCACACGAUUUUUAUCCCAUUUACAGAUUCAACUUCCUGAUACAGAUCAAACAAAAUUAAUAUUUGGAACCGAUGGAGAAAACGCUCUAACCAAUGCAAUUGAAUCCUGUUUUCCAGCAUCAAGACACUUGAAAGACAAUUUAAGGCACAGUUGGAAAAACAGUCUCGCAAACCCAGAAGUUCAGGAUAUUAUAAACUCUUUAUUCAAUAAAUCUACAGGACUCUUCACCCUUGAAACUGACGAUGUCUACAUCUAAAUUGAAAAAGAAAUCCAAGAAAUGUACAAUCUGCCUUACUUCAAUGCUUUCCUUCAGAAAGUAAAGGAAGAAAGUUUUAUACCUCGGAAAGCAACAAAUUUUAGGAUUUCAAAAUUGUGGACAAACAACAGCAACGAACCCUAUAACAAUGUAAUCAAACUGCAAACAGAUUGGAAAAUCAUGUUCCGGCACUGAUUGAUUUACUUCAUUAAUUAAACAUCGAAUAUCCGAGACUCAUUGCACUCAAGGGGUGAUUUUACCAUAAAAGAGUCAGCGGAAAUUUUAAAAGUGGCAUAUGAAGUUUGGAUAAACUUAACGGCAGAUCAAAGACAGAGAAGGCUUCACAGAUUCCUAAAUUUCACAACACCAGCAUCAUCCAUAACAUCUAAAGACAGAGAAAGCUUCACAGACUCCUAAACUUCACAACACAAGCAUCAUCCAUAACACCUAAAGACGGAAGCUUAACCAUUCCUAAAGUAGCAGCCACCACAAAGAAGUCUGAACAAACAAAAAGAGUGAAAGCCUGCAAGUCAUACACCUUAACCAAGAUACCAAUCUCUCGUUCACUUUGAAAGAGUAUAUUCCCUUAAAGCAGUCAUAUGUUACUGAGAGUAUAUUAGAUGGGAAUACUAUAAUGCAUACGAUUAACACACAUGACGGUUCAUACUUUUACUGUUUACCCGAUACACUUAAAUAUUUAAACACAAUUUGUUGAUAGUGAGUAUACGCGUAUAUUUCAUGUAUUCAGUUCGAUAUACUGUACAUAAUGGUAUAUAGAAUUAAAGAAUAGUGUGCUCUUUUAA
This is a messenger RNA of Ostrea edulis (European flat oyster), 3473 nucleotides long. Its product is annotated as vertnin-like. NCBI's taxonomy places the organism in Eukaryota, Metazoa, Mollusca, Bivalvia, Ostreida, Ostreidae. Bases 635 to 1429 code for a protein of 264 amino acids. The transcript is spliced from 2 exons. The record is from RefSeq and is a predicted model, not a curated record.